AUGGAGGUCAAGCCAACAGAAGAUUUAUGGACUAAAACCCAUAUAGAUGUAAAUUACUGUCAUGCAAACACUAGAAAGAGUAGCAGUUGUGGAUACUGUAAAAAUAAUAAAGAUAAGAUUGCCAGACUUACAGAGCUUGAUCAGAAGUAUUCCUACCAAUGGGGGUUCUCCUCUCCCAAAAUGACUGUGCAAGACUACCAAGAUCUCAUGAAUAAAGGAUGGAGACGCUGUGGAGAAUAUUACUACAAGCCAGACAACCAGAAGUCUUGCUGACAACUCUACACUAUCAGGCUCGAAGCUGAGAAGUACCAGCCCAACAAGAAACAGCGCAAGAUCAUGAACAGGUUCAACAGGUAUUUGCUUGGCACAUACGAGCCUGGCAAGAGUGCUAGCAAUGAAGAAACCAAAAUGGAAGUUGAUGGUCACAAGCCAGAAGACUCAGUACUCACUGAACUGAACAAACAGUUGCAAGCUGUAAUCCAAGAAAAUACUGAAGCUUUGGAGUCCAAUGGUAUUGACACAAGCAAGAUGGACAUACACAAAGCUGUGUUUACUCGUUUCAAACAGCAAAACAAGAAGCACAAGAAACAAAAGAUGCAGAAGAAUAAAGAUAUAGACAGACAAGCUCCAACUUACUCAAGUUCAUUCAUGAUAUCUUUGUGCAGAGGAGCCAAUGCUCAAGAAGCCACCUCUAGCAUUUGUGAAUCUUUGAAGCAGAAACUCGAUUGAGAAGACCUCAAGAUUACAUCUGUUGAGUGUUCGAAAUUUGGACAUUUAAAUGUGUUCUGACAAAACCCUGAUAAUCACUUAGAAGCAUCUUCAACUACACACAAAAUGAAUCCAAAAGCAACCAAGCAUGAAGAAGCCAAGCAUGAAGAAGGCAAGGAGGAAGCAGAAGAAGAAGCCAAAGAUGAUCCCAACCUGGAAUACACAAAGUACUUUGACGAGUACUUUCCUAUCAGCAAGGAAGAUGUUGAGAAGCAUGGGUUCAAGCACAAGUACUCAGUCAAGAUAUUCAGAGCCAUGGUCACUGAUGAAUCCUUCGAUGUUUACAAGAGAUAUGAAGAAUCUAUUCAUGAAAAAGCAGAAAAGCAAAAAUCCUCUUAUGGCCGCUUUCUUUGUUGGAGCCCUUUAUAUGAUCCAAAGGAUGAAGUAGAAUCAAAAAGAAAGCCUAGGACCGACCAGAAAGACCAAGACAAUGACAGAGUAUUCAAAGAUGAAGGAGUCUGGCCAACCUUCCACGGCUCCUACCACAUGUACCAUUAUCUGGAUGACGAAGUGUUCGCCAUCGGAGUGAUCGACAUCACGCCGAACGUGAUCAGCUCGGUGUACUUCAUGCACAACGCUAAGUUCAACUUUUUGUCGCCCGGAGUCAUCGGUGCAGUCAGAGAAAUCGAGUAUAUCAACAGAAUCCGCAAAGACUUCGACGAGCAGAUGAAGUUCUACCUGAUGGGUUUCUACAUCCAGGACUGACAGAAGAGUAUUUACAAGGGAGAGUACUACCCUUCGCAGCUUCUGUGUCCAGAGACUUUCAGAUGGUACGACUUGGAACCACUAAGGAAGAAGAUCGAUGAACAUGGGUAUUGCAGAUUUGCAGAAGAAGGAGUAGAAAAGAUCGAAGAUCAUAAAAUAACUCAAUCAGAAGCCGAAGAUUUUUCAAAAUCAUUCUUUUUCUAUUUCAAAGACUACAAAAUGAUCUUGCCUAUCAGUAUGGUAAACCCGGCUGUAGCAGGAGCUAUUUCUGAAGCAAUCGAAGAAAUUUUCAAGAAUGUUGGAAAAGAAUUAAUGCCAAAGCUGAUGUUCUUCGCAUAAGAUGAUUUCAAUA
Messenger RNA from Moneuplotes crassus, 1825 nucleotides. The record is from the annotation of a GenBank genome assembly. NCBI's taxonomy places the organism in Eukaryota, Ciliophora, Spirotrichea, Euplotida, Euplotidae.